Anopheles marshallii is the source of this 1569-nucleotide messenger RNA. It is a transcript of the gene kar, whose product is annotated as monocarboxylate transporter 10. Bases 1 to 1569 code for a protein of 522 amino acids. NCBI's taxonomy places the organism in Eukaryota, Metazoa, Arthropoda, Insecta, Diptera, Culicidae. Gene Ontology annotation, molecular function: monocarboxylic acid transmembrane transporter activity. Gene Ontology annotation, biological process: transmembrane transport. The transcript is spliced from 4 exons. The record is from RefSeq and is a predicted model, not a curated record.
AUGACCGAGAACUCGAGAAUCGUUAAAGAUAGUGUGGCGCCCGUGAUCGUCAAGGGUGCGACCGUGAACGGCCAUCACGCGCAGCUGAACGGUGGCCAUGCCGCACUCGGGAAGGAUGGCAAAAAGGUGGCCGUCCCGCUGCUGGAGGCGGACGCUCACGCCACGUUCGAGCCACCGGACGGUGGCACCCGGGCCUGGCUCGUGAUGAUCGGUGCGUUCCUGUGCAACGGUGUCCUGUUCGGGGUGAUCAACACGUACAGCGUCGUGUACCUGAGCCUCCAGAAGCAGCUGCAGGAGAUUGGCGAUAAUGAAGCGUCCAGCAAAGCAGCUCUCGUCGGUUCGUUAACGAUUGGUACGACUUUCCUCCUUUCGCCGGUGUCCGGCAUCCUGACGGACAAGAUUGGACUGCGACGCACCACCUUCAUCGGUGGUUUGCUCACGUGCGGCGGUAUGUUUGCGUCGUCCUACUUUACGCACAAUGUGACCGCCCUGUGCUUCACGUACGGCAUCAUGUUCGGACUGGGCGCCGCCCUAGCGUACACACCUUCGCUCGCAAUCCUUGGCCACUAUUUCAAGCGCAACCUGGGGCUGGUCAACGGUGUUGUGACGGCGGGCUCGAGCGUCUUCACCGCCAUCAUGCCCAACUGUUUGAAUUACCUGGUGGAGCAUAAGGGGCUGGUGACGUCCUUCCGCAUACUGGCCGUCAUCUCGAGCUUCGUGAUAUUUUGUGCCCUGCUGUACAAACCACUGCAACCUCCACCGCCCCCACCGAAGGUAAAACCGGGCCGAUCUGCCGUCAACACCUUCCUGCGCUCGUUCAUCAACUUCGACAACUGGAAGAAGCGCAAGUACAUCAUCUGGGCCGUAUCGAUCCCGAUUGCACUGUUCGGGUACUUUGUGCCGUACGUCCAUAUGGGCAAGUUCGUGAAGGAUAAUUUCCCGGAGAAGGGUGAAAAUUUGCCCGUGAUGUGCAUCGGCAUUACGUCCGGGUUGGGUCGACUCCUGUUCGGCUUUAUCGCCGAUAUGCCGCGCAUCAACCGGGUGCUGCUGCAGCAGAUGUCGUUUGUGAUGAUCGGCACCUUGACGAUGUGUUUACCGGCGACCGGUUCCUUCCCGCUGCUGCUAGCCAUCACGCUCGCCAUGGGACUGUUCGACGGGUGCUUCAUCUCGCUGCUCGGCCCGAUUGCGUACGAUAUCUGUGGACCGCGCGGUGCUACACAAGCGAUCGGUUUCCUGCUCGGUAUGUGCUCACUGCCACUGACGCUAGGCCCGCCCGUCGCCGGCAUGCUGUACGAUCAGACGGGAUCGUACCAGCUGCCAUUUAUUCUCGCCGGUAUUCCACCGUUGUUCGGUGCCAGCACCAUGUUCCUUAUCCGAUGCGUCAAGGAUGACGAUCCAAAACAGCAAACGAUGGGUACGGAACCGAAGCUGGAACCAUUGGCCCAUGCGGCUUGGGACUGUGAAAAUCCAACCGAUGGCAAACAACUGAACGGACUGCUGCAUCCCGAGCGCCGUGCCACGCUUGCCAGUUCAGAAUCACUUACAGCGGAAAAGAAUGAAACGGGUUAG